Messenger RNA from Spodoptera litura, 2153 nucleotides. RefSeq lists its product as uncharacterized. Lineage: Eukaryota; Metazoa; Arthropoda; Insecta; Lepidoptera; Noctuidae. The record is from RefSeq and is a predicted model, not a curated record.
CAGCACAAGCAAGCCGGCCGAUACACGCAGAUAUUUGUUUGUGCCGUGUUCCAAACAUUGUGAAGUGAUUUAGUUUCAUCUACGCGACGAGUAUAUUAAAUAAGAAUAUAAAAUGAAAUUCACGAUCGUUUUUACCACACUCUUGUGUAUAUCGACAUCAUGGGCCGUGCUGGCGAAGAAGGUGGAUGACCAUCAAGACAAGCGUGAGGCGCCCGUGGGAUACGGAUCCUCCGGCCUGUCAGCGCACAGCUACCACGCACCAUCCUUGGGACAGGGUGACGCCAGUGCUAUCAGCGUUGGCGCCGGCUACAGCAUUGGUGGUGCCAAGCCCUCCUACAGCUUCGGCGGACAAGGAUCAAGCGGAGCCCUGCAAUACUCUGCUGAAGGCUUAUCCCAAUUAUCCCCUAACAGCCAUGGCAGCAUUCAGCUACCUCCUAUUACUCUGCAACCCAGUCACGGAGCUGCUUUCGCCAGCGGAGAUCUCUCUCAGUUGAUGAGUCAGCUUUCCCAUAAUCUAAAUGCAGGAGGAAUAUCACUGCAGCCUUCCACAACCGUUGCUGAAUUUCACCAGGGAGUUGAUGGUCAAGCAGCUCAGGCAGUUCAAGGCGCCCAAGAUUACUCUUUCCCUCAAUUUUCGUACGGAGCUCCUAAACAACAGCAACAGCAGCAAUAUGUUUUGUCAGAGCAGUUGCAACAACAGUUAUCUAGCGCACCUUCAUAUUCCGCAGGCACCAAGGGCUUGGGAUCGUACUCUACUGGACCCGUUUUGUUCACACCUUCCGAGAGUCAGUCUAAUAACGCCCCUGCACCGUCCUAUGGAGCACCUAGCUCUGGACACUCUUUAGGUGAUGCAGGUUCCCUUUCUCUUGGUGGCAGCAGUCACUCACUAGGUGCACUUGGUCUUGGUGGAUCGUCACUUGGUUUUGGUGGAUCUUCACAUGGUUUUGGUGGAUCUCCGCAUGGUCUUAGUCUUGGUGGUGCUGGGCUUACUCUAGGUGGUAGUGGUCAUUCUUUCGGAGGCCAAUACAAACACUUAAGUGGAUACGCUGGUCCCAGUAAAUCUUCUUUCAAACCUUCUGCAUACUUAGGCUCAUCGGUACAAGGAGAAUCAGUUCUUGGACUAUCUAGCCAGGGUCCAUCUAGCCAUGGAUUCUCUGGUCAUGGUCUGUCUGGAAUCUCUGGAUCUUAUGGAGCUCCAUCUUUCGGCAGCUAUCGUGGUGCUAGUCAUGGUUCCUUGUCCCUUGGCUCUAGUGGUCACAGUUUUGGAGGAUCUCAGGGUUUUGGAAGCGGAUCAUCUAAAUUCAGUGCUCCAUCUUACCAAUCUGCUAAAGGUGAAGGUUUAGAGGGUGUCAGCGCCUUUUCAUCAGGACAUGUAGCUCCUCCUGGUACCACAUACGGCUUCCCUUCUUCCUCAUACUCAUCAAAUAACGCACACGCAGCUUCUUCCAACAAACCUUACUACGUCAGCGCAAAGCAUCAUCAACACUCUGCCCCAAGCUUUGGAGAAGGUGGUUUAUCGUACAGGUCACCAGCUUCCAGCCAUAGUGCUUUGAGCUCUUAUUCAUCUGGCCCUAAAUAUAGUUUAAGUAGUUCAAGCUCUCAUUAUGCACCAAAAGACGCAUACGGCGCUGCCAGUGAGACUUCAUACAACACUAUUAAGUACAGCGAGGAAUUAAAGCCGCGUGCUCAUUAAAUCGAGAUCUGCCGAAUAGUUUUGUGUAAAUAGUUGAUAGUUGACAGUAUUGUGUGAGGGUUGUGUAGGCGUGGUACGAAUGAUGGCAUGGUGUAUGUGAGCGAAAGUGUUGCUCUUGGUUUUAUUUAUUUGCCUACGUUCCGCUAAUUAGCUGUGCGACCACUUUGUUACUCACUGCGCGUACGUGUCGUGUUUUGGUUGUCUUGUCGGUGUGCUUUCUUUUCGGUAACAUGUGUAUAAUUUGUAUAAUCAAGUAGCUUGAUAUCUUUCAUCGCAGACAGCUGAGAAACUCGUGUUAUUAGAAAUAAUAAUAUCGAAUCAUGAUGUGCAUCUAAUCUAAAUAAGAGCCCGCUUGAAAGUUGUGUGUAGCGACGUGAAUUUCUGUAAAUAUAGUAAAUAGUUAAGGUUGCCUAUUUAUUAUUUUAUAAUGUAGUUUUAUGGUUGUUAUUGUUAUAAUAAA